Messenger RNA from Acipenser ruthenus (sterlet), 4205 nucleotides. Its product is annotated as deoxynucleoside triphosphate triphosphohydrolase SAMHD1. Gene Ontology annotation, molecular function: protein binding; dGTPase activity. Gene Ontology annotation, cellular component: nucleus. Lineage: Eukaryota; Metazoa; Chordata; Actinopteri; Acipenseriformes; Acipenseridae. The record is from RefSeq and is a predicted model, not a curated record. Gene Ontology annotation, biological process: regulation of innate immune response; defense response to virus; dGTP catabolic process.
UAAUAUGCACAUUGGAUUCUCCAGAAUUUACAGAAAUGACAAAGUACAAGAUACUGUAGUUUAGAUACAGUAAUAUACUAUUAUGCUACCACGGGUAGGGGUCGCUGAUGGUGCUUGGUGUCAGUGCAGCUGACCGAAAAGAGCAGGCGGAGUUUAUUUGUUGCAUUACGGAAGAGGCUGGCAUUUGGUUAUCAAAUUCACUUCGAGUCCCUGGUAAAGCGGUUUGCUUAAAAAUAGAAAGCUCCAGCAAGCGAUUGCUUUCUUUACAGCACAACGGCCUUGCUUUCAAUUUUAAAUUUACGACCAGAUUAAAAACAAACAAAAAAAAAUGAGUCAGAUGGAAAGCCGAAAGCGCUUCAGAAUCGAAAACUCGGAUGCGGGAGAUGGUUUCAAAACCCCGGAGAAAAAGAUUUCCAGGGCGAGCGGCGACUACCAUGACUGGGGAGUCGAUGAAGUCUGCGGCUAUCUGCGGCUCAUGGGAUACGGGGAGUGGCAGCAGCGAUUCAGAGAUGAACAGAUUACAGGAGUGACACUGCCCUACCUUACAGAGGCUCACCUGGAGAAAAUGGGAAUUUGCUUGCUUGGGGUCCAGUUGGAACUCCUUCACUGCUUCAGGAAGCUGUGGUUUUGCUCGCCCGUUGAAAAAAUAAAGAUAUUCAACGAUCCCAUCCACGGGCACAUUGAGCUGCACCCCCUGCUGGUUCGUAUAAUAGACACCCCUCAGUUCCAGCGACUCCACUACAUCAAGCAGCUCGGGGGAGCCUUCUUCGUGUUUCCUGGGGCUUCCCAUAACCGGUUUGAGCACUCCAUUGGGGUGGGUUACCUGGCGGGGAGGCUGGUCCAGGUGUUACAUGAGCGUCAGCCUGAGCUGCAGAUCAGCCAGAGGGACAUGCUUUGUGUGCAGAUCGCAGGACUGUGCCACGAUCUGGGUCAUGGUCCUUUUUCGCACAUGUUUGAUGGAAAAUUCAUCCCAAAAGCUUGUCCAACGCUUGACUGGAAGCAUGAGACCGCAUCACUGCAGAUGUUUGAUCACCUCAUCUCAGUCAAUGGGCUGGAGUCUGUGAUGGUGGAGCAUGGCCUGGAGCUUCCAGAGGACCUUCACUUCAUCAAAGAGCAGAUUGCAGGACCUACCUGCAUCCCGGAGGGAGAUGGCCAGGAGACGGCUUUGUGGCCAUAUAAAGGACGGACAGAAGCCAAAGGUUUCCUGUACGAGAUCGUGGCCAACAAGAGAAAUGGUAUAGAUGUGGACAAAUGGGAUUACUUUGCUAGGGACUGUCACCACCUUGGAAUCCAAAACAACUUUGACUACAAACGCUUCCUCAAGUUCGCUCGUGUUUGUGAAGUCGGGACAAAGAAACACAUUUGCACGAGAGAGAAGGAAGCUGGGAAUCUCUACGAUAUGUUUCACACGCGGAACUGCCUCCACCGUAGAGCCUACCAGCACAAGGUUGGGAAUAUCAUUGAAACAAUGAUUACUGAAGCGUUCCUGAAGGCAGAUCCCUACAUUGAGAUUGAAGGAUCACAGGGAAAGAAGUAUGCAAUCUCCACAGCUAUUCAAGAUAUGGAGGCGUACACCAAGCUUACAGAUCACAUCUUCCAGCAGAUCUUGUAUUCCAGCACCUCAGAGCUGGCAGAGGCCCGUGAAAUUCUCAAUAACGUUAUUUGCCGUAAACUCUACAAAUGUGUUGGACAAACGCAGCCCAAAUCCAAAACAAAGAUUUCAGAUGAUCAACUUGACAUUUUGGCCAGUGAGGUCGCUGAAGCUUUCCCACAGAACUCUACAGAUGUGAAGCUGCAAGCAGAGGAUUUCAUUGUCACUAUCAUUUCCAUGGACUACGGAAUGAAGGAGAAGAACCCCAUAAAUAACAUGCGCUUCUACUGCAAGAACAACCCCCGAAAGGCCAUUCGGAUCCGCAGAAAUCAGGUGUCUCAGCUGCUGCCAGAGAGGUUUGCAGAGCAGCUGAUCCGGGUGUACUGCAAGAAAAUUGACGAGCAGAGUAUUGAGGCUGCCAAGAAAUACUUUGUACAGUGGUGUAUAAACCGGGACUUCACCAAGCCACAGGAUGGGGAUAUUUGCGCUCCAGAGCUGACGCCGCUGAAAGCCAGCUGGAUUGAUGAGGAAGACUCGGAGGAUGACUGCCCAGGUCCUACCAAUGGGACACUAGCCACUCUCAAACCAAGAACCAGGCUCUUCCAAAAGGAAGGCCCUAGUGUUAAUGGGGGAAGUAGCAACCUUGAACAAUAGAGAUUGAUGAACCUGGAACUGGGCAAAAGGCUUUUUUUGGGGGGGGGGGGGGGCGGGGGACAAGAUGUUAGCAAUCAUAAUAAGUGAUUGUCACAAUGUGAAUGCUGGCAGGCAUUAACAGUGACUGCCAAAGAGUGAGGCAAAGCUGUUUUUAUUGCACUGUAUUUGAGUCAGCCUUGUCUUUUUUAGAAUGUCAUAGUUUCAGUUUAACUACAACAUGUGUGUAGAACUUUUUUUUUGCAUUUUCUAGCUUGACGUGGUGGUAAUGAAACUUGUCGUUUUUAACUUUUCAAUAAUGGUAAAACCCAGUCCUGGGUUUGAAACUAACCUUAUCCAAAUAUCAUUCAUUUCAAGGAGUUUCAAUGCUGUUUUAUUCUACGUGAAACUGAAAAACAAUAAAAUAGUAACAGCAAGGUCAUUUCAAAAAGGGCUGUGUUUAUCAAGGUCUUUCCCCAAGUCACAUUACAAAAUGUCAUUGUUUCUAUUUGUACUCUUGAUAGUUUUAGUUAGCUUAAUCAUUGAAAACAGUGGAGGAAUUUACACUUCCAAGUAAAAGGGCUUGAUAAAUAACCUCUAAUCUGUGGGGAUUUAAAAUCUGGUGAGAUUGAUGGUCAGUAUUGUAGACUUUUUCCAGCAGCUGCUAUGGGAUUGUGUGCUGUUGGUGCAGAGCUUCAAAGCUGUCAAACUUUUCUCUGAAAUGUGCUAUUUUCUUAAUCUAUACAACAGUAGUUGAAUUCGGAGGACAUAGAUCUUCUUACACACAGAAACACGAUCCAUGUUGAAUGUAGGCCUAUUUUGUGUUUUUAUUUUGACAAUGCCGUUCAGCAUAAUGUCUGUUUUAUUUUAUGAAUGUCUUUCAGUUGUAGUGAUUGUUAUUGCUGUUUAGGGGUCCCUGAGUGGCACACCUGGUAAAAGCAUGGCCAUGCUUUGUGCAGGGAGAGCCAUACUGUCAGGGGAGCGCAGGUUCGCGUCCUGGCUAUGUGAAGUCGUCGGUCUUCGCUGGGGAUUCCAUUGUAUUGGCGAGUUAGGGAGGUAAAACCGGCAGUGACUGUUUCUCCUCUUCGCGCUACAGUGAACCCUACCGGCCAGACACUUAGUGAACUCAGGCAGACCCCUGCAGGGAUGGGCUCUGUAGCUCGCUUCCGUCGGCUCUCGAGUUCCUAGGUGUGAAAGAGGAAACUGGUGUGGUCGUGGGAUCAGAGAACCCCCACUGAAACUGCAGUUCUCUUGAGCUGUGUGGGGAACUCCUGCAGUGAGGAAGAAAUAAGGGGACAUUUGUAAAUUCUGGAGAAAAUCAGGGCUUAAAUAAUAGUAUAAGUUGGUGGAGACAUUUAAUUUAUGUUAUUAAGCAAUGUAACCAAUGUGGGUGUUUGAAGUGGGGUUAUAACGUGUAGUGAUUGAAUUGUUACGAUUUGGCAAACUAUCUUUAAUAAAGUAUGUUGCCUGGCAGUAGCAGUCUUGCGUACAAUAGAAGACGGCUACAUCGUCAAACAUUUUGAGAAAGUGGAAAAUCCAAUCAAGCUCAGGUGCAAGGAGCUGGGUGCUCUUGAAAGUUUGCAUUCGUCAAUGUAGCAAAACCACAACAGUACCCAACACAGCGCUCUGCGUGGGAGAGGAUGAGCUGUUUGGAGGAAGCUGUCCUGGUGCCUGCUAGCACUCUGUGUACAUGUUGCCAGUGCGAUUGCCUUUGACAUCCACUCAUGAGCACGAGACACACAAGCGCCAUAGAGGAAGCAGUUGGGUAUUGUAAAAUAAAUGAUUGAUUGUGUCAGUGUAUUUAUUUUCCAAGCUGUCAGAAUGUUCUUUUUUUUUAUAGAUUGUUUCAGGCUGUUGGGUUUUAUUUCAGUUCAUUUAAGUGGCCCAUGCCGGAUAUAUGCACUACUAUUCGAUAUGUAUGUAUAACAUGCAAUAUAUAUGUAUAUAUGAUUGUUACAAAUAAUAAUAAAAAAGUAUUUCAAUA